AUCCGUUUGUGGACUGGGGGCUCCAUUCCACUUGGCCUCAGGGGGAAGCCGAAAGGGGUCUCUUUCCCUAGAGUCUAUUUCCAUUCCUGUGCAAACCCUUCCCUUCCCUUCCUAGUUGUCUCAGCGAUGCCCCGGGUCAAGAAGAAGUUAGACCUAGAAUCUGAGGACUGGAUAGGGGGAUCCAAAUGGCGGAAGGAGAUCGAGGAUACGAUCCAGGAGACCCAAAGCCUGAAAGAGAGGUGCAGGCAGAAUGCAGUGGCCAUGUGGCAUCCCGAGGGGCCACCCCGCGACCCCAAUGUGGCCCGACACCUGGUCCGGGAGGCCUGCCUGGCACCCUGGCGCUUCCGCAUGGAACUGGUUAAGGGCGGGGGCAUGUUGGAGACCCCACCACUCGGCAAGGGUGUCACGCUGUGGUGGGGCAAGAUCAAGCCUCCGGCCUGGAAGUCCCGCUUGCCUCUGCCCCUCCUCCGGGACAUGACCACCCUGCAGACCACAAAGCAGAUCCAGUCCUAUACCCGUGGGUGCCGGCUAGUCGCCGCUCGCCUGAACCGGGCAGGGGACCAGGUCAACCAGAAGAUGCGGGCGCUGAUGAAACAGCGAGAAUCCUCGGACCGUGUCCUGAGCAUUGUGCGCCGGGGGAUACUGAUCAACCAGCAGUGCAAAAAGCUGCGGAGCUACCGGCCCCCCUCGGAGAAGGUACCUGACCAGGUGGAUGAGCUCCUGGAGAAGGAGCGACAGCUGCUGCUGAAUUUGAAGAAGAAACUGGAGCAAGACUUGGGCAUUUCGGAGAGUGUGGUCAAGGAUCUGGCGAAGUGUCGCUCCUCCUUGGAGUCCUGCUGCCAGCAGCGAUUGCUUGUGGUGGAGUUUCUAAACAAAUGCCUGGAGGAUGUGCUGGGAACAGCUAGAAGGAAAUCUUGGCUCUACCUCAGCCGCGCGCCCACCCCUUGGGCAGAAAUUAAUGCUACUCCCCCCCCGAGCCCUGUGGGCACCUACACCCCCGAGUGUGCUGUGGCCCUUGAGAUGGCAAGGCAGUUGUAUUCCAAGGCCCACGAUGUGCUGAGACAGCUGGUGAGAAACCAGGCACUUGUGCAGUCCCAACAGGAAGCAACAUUCAAAAAAGUGAACCAAAAUCUGGCCCAGAAGAUGGAGGAGACCAUGUUUCUGAAGGAGCUGCUGAACGUGUCCUCGGGGCUGAUGCGAGGGACCAUCAACCGGAAUGAGAGGUUCAAACGGGACUUGGAACGAACCCAGGGGAUCGUCCAGGGCCCCGCGACUGUGAAUUACCUGGAGAUACGGGAGAAGUUGACACGUCCCAUGGUGCGGGUGUACCAGAGACACGUGGGCACCCAGCUGCCCGAGGCCACCCGCCUUGGCCAGGCCUCCCAGUGCUUGGAUAAGUUCCUGACCCACACAAACCAGGACCUGGUGGAAUUGCACGCUGCGCAGAAGAACCUCAAGUCGUGCAUGAGAGACAAGCAGCUGGGAUACAACGUGGAUUACGCCACCCUGCGACUGCGCCAACAUCAGAACCACCGGCACAUGACCUACGAGGCGGCCCAACGCCUGGUUCAGGACUGAUUAACCCCUCACUCCCCAAAGGUGGCGGGGUGGGAGAGGUAGUGAGAAUAAAGUAUGAUGGAGCUGUCCAUUUCCA
Ornithorhynchus anatinus (platypus) is the source of this 1654-nucleotide messenger RNA. RefSeq names its product coiled-coil domain containing 105 (gene TEKTL1). Bases 127 to 1578 code for a protein of 483 amino acids. The transcript is spliced from 7 exons. The record is from RefSeq and is a predicted model, not a curated record. Lineage: Eukaryota; Metazoa; Chordata; Mammalia; Monotremata; Ornithorhynchidae.